CUUCUCCGCGAAGCGGCGGCUGAGGCGGCCGUGUACCCCUUUCACCCGUAUUCAAGGCCCGGCCGAAGGAAGAGGGGAGGCCGCAACACAACACACUAGUGCGUCAAAAAGUGCUCCCCGCAUGGACUGGGAAUCACUACGCUCCCCGACAGCUUCCGCGGAGAGGGCGUGUGAAGGAUGCUGAUCUUGACCGCCGGCCCAGGAUAGCCACUUGAUGAGUCACAUCGCAAUGCAUGCAUCAUUGUUCCUCGUCGUAGUGGCGCUCAGCGCCGUUGCCCACGGCCGCAGCGUGCCCUCCGAAAACGACAUCUUCUCCGACGCGCCAGUGGUGUGCUUCAGGACAGGCUGCACACGCGGCACGCGGCAGACUGUGAACGAUCAGACUGUGAAUGAGUUCUAUGGCAUUCCUUACGCCAUGGCGCCGGUGGGCGACUUGCGCUUCAAGAAGCCCGUGCCCCACUACGACUGGGGUACGGGCAUCUACAACGCCACGAUCAGGCCGCCCUCAUGCCCGCAGACAUACUUCUACGCCGACGACCGCUGGAACAACUACGAUUUGAGUCUCAACGAGGACUGCCUAUUCCUCAACGUGUGGGCACCAGAGCCAUGCCGCGAGGACAUCAAGUGCUCGCGUCGCCCCGUCGUCGUGUUCAUUCACGGUGGCGGUUUCACGCACGGUGGUUCCGAACGGGCUAGCGCGGACAUGUCGCAUUUGGCUGCCGUUGCCGACGUGGUUGCCGUGUCUUUCAACUAUCGCCUCAACGGGCUGGGCUUCAUGUACGGCCGAAGCAAGGACUUGCCCGCGAACCUGGGUCUUUUUGACCAGCGGCUUGCCAUGAACUGGGUGCGGGACAACGUAGAGUUCUUCGGCGGUGACCCGGACAGCAUCACCCUGAUGGGCCACGAUGCCGGUGCCCAGAGCGUGGGGUACCACAUGCUGUCGCCCAAAAGCCGCGUCCUGUUCAAGCGCGCCGUGCUGCUGGGUGGCAAUCCGUACUCGAGCACGCCGCUCAACAAGCCGGACAUGGCGUACAACCGCGCGCUGGCGGUGACGCGCAAGCUGGGCUGUCUGGACAGCGAGCAAGACUUGAGGCGGAACCCCGGAGGCGUGAUGCAGUGCCUCAAGAGCAAGGAUGCCAGCGAAAUCGCCCACAGCUCCGAGUACGAGUUCAGCCGCGGCCGAAUUUCGCUGUUUCCCGUGUUCGGCGACGAGUUCCUGCCCAAGAGUCCGCAGGAGAUGAUGGCGGACGCUGGCAGCUUUAAAGGCACCGACGUGCUCAUGGGCCUGACGGAGGAAGAGGCCGCGGCGCUCGUCUACUACGGCGGCUACUUCGACGGCGCUCCGCCGGACGACAUCACGAUGGGCGACGUGCGCUACGUGGUGGGCCUCUACUUCGGCAUGAUGUACAAGCGCAACGCGUCUCCCAUCAUGAACUACUAUCUCAACGAGACCGAGGAGAGCCCCAGCGACUCUCUCAAAGCCGGAGGGCGCGCGAUCGGGGACGGCGUCACCCUCUGUCCCGGAAACCAAUUCGGCGAGGACCUGGCCAGGCGCGGCGCCAACGUCUACUACUUCAUGUUGACGCAAGAGUCAUCGUUUGGCUCGCAGCUGUUCGGGCCGACGUACGGCGAGGACAUGCUCUACAUGCUCGGCUCGAUGAACGACAUGAGCAAGAGCGACGAGGAGAAGCUGCUGUCGGAGAAGAUUAUGAAGAUGCUCGGGAGGUUCGCGCGGACGGGGCGACCAGACAUGCCGACGAUGAUCUCGUCGUGGCCUCAAUUCUCUGAGGAGAGCCCCUAUUACCUGUCCAUCUCGGCGAGAAACGCGAGCGUCCAGGUGGGACCACGUCUCGAGGAGUGCAACUUCUGGAAGAACUUCUGGAGGCUUCGCGGAGGCAACGGGGCGUCACAGGACAUCGUCAUCGGCUGAACACUCGUGUGCGUGUGCGCAGUGGCAGCUCUGCCUCGCGAGACGGCGUCAGAGUGCGGGACUUCGUUGCUGACGCAAAGUGCUCCGCGCCGUCUGAACGGACCUGGUUUCUCGCGUUUCUACGUCAGGCUGUGUUCCAGUAUGCCGCCGCUUGAGUGCGCUCC
This is a messenger RNA of Rhipicephalus sanguineus (brown dog tick), 2094 nucleotides long. Its product is annotated as cholinesterase 1. NCBI's taxonomy places the organism in Eukaryota, Metazoa, Arthropoda, Arachnida, Ixodida, Ixodidae. The transcript has 3 exons. The coding region runs from base 215 to 1930 and encodes 571 amino acids. Gene Ontology annotation, cellular component: plasma membrane. Gene Ontology annotation, molecular function: acetylcholinesterase activity. Gene Ontology annotation, biological process: choline metabolic process; acetylcholine catabolic process. The record is from RefSeq and is a predicted model, not a curated record.